Messenger RNA from Clavispora lusitaniae ATCC 42720, 1746 nucleotides. RefSeq lists its product as uncharacterized. NCBI's taxonomy places the organism in Eukaryota, Fungi, Ascomycota, Pichiomycetes, Serinales, Metschnikowiaceae. Gene Ontology annotation, biological process: transmembrane transport. Gene Ontology annotation, molecular function: transmembrane transporter activity. Gene Ontology annotation, cellular component: plasma membrane. The record is from RefSeq and is a predicted model, not a curated record.
AUGUCUUCAUCAAAAGAAUCAAACGACGGAAGUCUUCAUGGCAGCAGCAGUAUAGAGAACAAUCCUCCUAUUAUAAGUCGCACCGAGACAAGAACUACAGCUCCUGCUGAUGAGCUACCCUAUGGUCGUUCUGAGACAGUUCAAAAUUUAGAAGAUAAACUUGGAGACAGUCAUGUCAAUCUUCUACCCAAGAAAAAACUCAUAAUCUGUCUCAUGGGUAUGUCGCUUAGUCUUUUUGCAUGUUUCUGUGAUCAAACAAGUGUAACAGUUGCGCUACCAUAUAUAGCGAAAGACCUACAUGCGACAGACUCCAUUAAUUGGGCAGGAACAUCUGCUUUAGUGGCCAAUUGUGUUUCCCAAGUUCUUUUUGGUCGUUUUGCCGACAUUUUUGGAAGAAAGACUGUUCUUCUUUUCAGUCUUUGUCUUCUUAUGAUUUCCAAUAUGUUAUGCGGGUUUGCUCAAACAGCAGUUCAGUUUUAUAUCUUCAGGGCAUUUGCUGGUAUUGGAGCCGGUGGCACUCAGUCAUUAACGAUGGUAAUUGUGAGUGAUAUCGUGACUUUGAGACAGAGAGGAAAAUUUCAAGGAAUUUUGGGUGCAAAUGUUGGUUUAGGAAAUGCAGUGGGUCCAUUGAUUAUGGGAGUCUACACUGAAAAACUCUCUUGGAGAUAUUUUUAUCGGACCCUCCCACCAAUUGUGGCAGUCGUGACAGUUACAGUCUAUCUACUCGUGGAUAACAAAAAACCACAUCUGCAUUCUGUUCUAACCACUAAAGAAAAAUUUCAGAAGAUAGACUACUACGGUAUCGUAUUUGCUAUGGCUGGUCUUCUAUUAUUGUUAAUCCCUAUCAGUGGUGGUGGAUCUACCUAUAAAUGGAACAGCCCAAUUGUUAUUGUCAUGUUCUGUGUUGGAGGCGUUUGUCUCAUAAUAUUUCUUCUCAUUGAAUGGAAAAUCCCCGAAUUACCAAUGAUCCCACUCCAACUAUUUCAGAACAGGUCCCUUUGUAUUCUAUUAGGAACAACGUUUUUGAAUGGUGCAGCAUAUUUUGGAUUUUUAUUCAUUGUGCUGUAUUAUUAUGAAUUGGUGAAAGGUGGGUCUCCAAUGCGCUCUGCGGUUCUCAUGCUUCCACUUGUUUUAACACAGGCUACAAUGUCGUCCAUUGCCGGUACCAUUAUAUCUUACAUUGGACAUUUUUUGCCCAUCAUGUAUAGUGGAUACCUGUUUUGGUUGACUGGAUGCGGCAUGACAGUUGCUUGGAAGGAGGAUACUUCGACGGCCUAUAUUGCAGGUACGUUGAUCAUGCUAGGUACUGGAAUCGGUUUCAUUUUCCAGCCUACAAUGGUUGCAGCACAAGCGAACUCAAGAAUGUCCCAACGUGCCGUUGUGAUCAGCACACGUAAUGUGCUCCGGUCUUUCGGAGCUGCUUUCGGCACGGCCAUAUGCUCGCUAAUAAUCACCAACACCUUGGUUACUGAAAUCAACAAAAAAAUGAAUGAGGGUGGUGCUUCCAUGUCAUAUUUACUGUCAUUGAAGAAGAAUAUUUACUCCAGGCCUGACACCGCCAAUUUGACCGAGGCUCAACUCCACGUAGUAAGGUCCUUAUACAUGAAGGCGAUAAGGAAUGUCUUCUACCUUACAAUCCCAUUGGUGUCGAUUUGUCUUUUAUCCACAUUCUUUGUUAAAGAUAAUGGUUUGCAAUGUUUGGAUGAGGUUCCAAAAGCAACAGAAGAAAAAAAUGCCAGUGAAUAA